Molecule: messenger RNA, 2454 nt
Organism: Tachysurus fulvidraco (yellow catfish)
Lineage: Eukaryota; Metazoa; Chordata; Actinopteri; Siluriformes; Bagridae
Product: complement component C1q receptor
Exons: 1
Coding region: 128-1759 (543 amino acids)
Molecular function (GO): calcium ion binding
Source: RefSeq, a predicted model, not a curated record
CUUAGGAAUAUUCUCUAAACAGGAUGAGUCUGUUUGAAUAAGGCAUUUCACGGCUGAGCUGUUAAAGGGGCCUACAAACAGUAUCUAGUCUGGUACAUAAACUGGGUAUAUAUGCUUUAAAUCGAAGAUGCUCUGCGCCCUGUUAGCGGUCCUCUGCGUUCUGCUGGAUACUGAAAGUGCGCAUUGUGCCAUCAGCAAGUGCACAGCCAACGCGUGUUUCAGUCUCCACACAGAAAAGGUAGAGUUUCAAAGAGCCGUCGCCAAUUGCUACGACAACGGCGGAUACUUGAUCACAGUAAGAGAGAAAAAUGAUUUGGAAGUAUUGAAGUCACUUCUCGCGUUAGCCGGGAAGCGUCCAGGGCUUGAAAAAGUCUGGAUAGGACUGAAGCUUUCUAAAGGGAGCUGUGUGCUCAGUGACGAGGUUCUGCACGGCUUCAGGUGGAUCUCUGGCGCGCCGGAUUCCUACUAUUCUAACUGGAUAAAGGAACCAAUGAGCACUUGUACUGAAGAGCGCUGCGUUUCGCUCUCUACUUCAACCAAGGAUCUUAAAUGGAGCGAUGGAUCUUGUAAAGCGCACGGACAUUAUAUGUGUGUGUAUUAUUUCAGGGGCAUGUGCAAACCUUUGUUAUUUGCAGGACCAGGAGAGGUUAAUUACACAGUUCCAUUUUUAAACGUGCCAAUUAAACAAGAUGGCAAUUUGGAUAUGUUUCCUCAUGCAACAAACGCUGAGAUAACUUGUGCUUAUGACAGUGAUAUGAAAAUUUCCUCGAUAUGUGAAGAAAAAGGGGCUCAUUUUGUCUGGGAAAAGCCCGGACCAUUUUGCGCCUCGGAUCUGCGAGAUUGCAAGAACAGAAACGGGGGAUGCGAUCAGCUUUGCUUCGAGGAUAAAACCGGAGUGCGUUGUGAAUGUAAGAAGGACUAUUACCUCGGCGACGAUAAAGUAACAUGUUUCCUUAAAGACCCCUGCCGCAAUUCACCUUGCGAACACGAAUGCACGCCAAAUCCGAUCGGGUUCGUAUGCACGUGUCUUGACGGCUUUGAUCUUUCCAAAGACAACGUCAGCUGCGGUGAUGUUGACGAAUGUACCCAGGACAUUUGUAACGGUCAUAUAUGUCACAAUAAACAAGGGGGUUAUGAAUGUGAAUGCAAGAAAGGCUUUAAGGAAGUUAAUGGUAUGUGCCAGGACAUAGACGAAUGCGCAGAAUCGGUGUGCGCACAUCGCGCAAAGUGUCUCAAUUCCGAGGGUUCGUUCUCGUGCUACUGCUCUCCUGGCUUUAGAAAGUAUGAAGAUCAGUGUGUAGAUGUGGACGAAUGUCUGAGUCGGCCCUGUGAAGGUAUAUGCAGCAAUACGGACGGCAGCUACACGUGUUCUUGUAGCCCAGGCUUCCGCUUAGCUAAGAACGGCAUCAGCUGUGUUCCAGACCAAACGCGCACACGUCAUUCCGAAAUAUUGUUAACUACAAGAUUUGAUCAGCUGGGAAUAACCACCGUCACGCCACGUUUAACCGACACAACUGCGGAAUCGCAUAAAAGCGUGCGCAAAGAUGGCUCAGUUGUCGGUUCUUGGAUAUUGGUGUAUGCCUUGAGCUCGAUAAUCCCCUUAGUCCUCCUGAUUACACUCACUGUGGUUAUUGUUAUUCACCGUUGGAAUCGCUCACGCAAAGACGCUAAGAAGAAAAGCGCCACUGCAGACAGCUACUGCUGGGUAUCUUCUGGAUACACAAAUCACUUAGAAAUGCAGAGGAACAGAAUCUACUGACAGCGCUAAACUUAUUAUAAUGUAUAAUGGACAACAUUAGACCAGAAAAAACUUCACUGUUGUUUUGAUUUUGCUUUUCACACUGUCACUUGUACUUUGAAUUCUUUGUGUGUGUGUAUGUGUAUAUAUAUAUAUAUAUAUAUAUAUAUAUAUAUAUAUAUAUAUAUAUAUAUAUAUAUAUAUAUAUAUAUAUAUUAAUCAAUAAGACUUGACAUUUGAUACAAGAUAUUCUUAAUGUCUCAAUGAACUAAAUCAGACCAACUCGCCUUUCAUGAAUAACGCUUUAUAACCUGUUAUGGCCUAAUGAUUUUUAAAAUGAUGCUUGUAAAUGUAUAAACGUACUCUCUCUCUCUCUCUCUCUCUCUCUCUCUCACACACACACACACACACACACACACACACACACACACACACACACACACACAGAGAGAGAGAGAGAGAGAGAGAGAGAGAGAGAGAGAGAGAGAGAGAGAGAGAGAGAGAGAGAGAGAGAGAGAGAGAAAUGACCCCUAGUGGUUCUCUAGGGACCUUUCACAACAGGGAACAGGGAGGGAUAGUUAUCAUUAGCGACGAAGUUAUGGCGAAUUCAGAGAAACAGGAAAUGUCUAAUAUUUAAAGCAAAAAAUGUCUUAUUGUGAUGACACGCGGUAUGUUCGGCCAACGAUUCCGAUCGCAUCGAUGUGCCUAUUGUGAGU